AUGUCUCUGAUUAACUAUCGAUUCGCCCUUACAGCUUACCAAAGGUUCCAGUCAGUCACCUAUGUGUCUCUAAAUCGUCACUAUGGAAGCUCACCAACACCAUUGGAAUGUUUUACAAAACUUCAAGAGAUAGCUGAUCAUUGGCCUUGUGAUACUUGUGGUAGAAAAGUGACUCUAAAAGAUGAAAUCAAACGUCGUGCUACUGAAUUCCUUUCUAAACCAAUGCAAGAAAUAGAUGCUAAAUUUUGGGAAGAAGAAUGUCAAAGUUUGUCUCGUAUUUUUAAUAACCAUUAUCGAGAUAUCUAUCGACCUCCUUCCGUUCUUCGUGAUGGUUGCACUGUACCAGGAAGUUCAGUUAUAGCUGCGACCGGAGCUGAUCUGAUGGAAUGUAGAAGAAUUCUUUGUGAUCGCGAAGAUGGAGACAAAAAACUUUCUUUAUAUCAACGCCUUAUUGAUAAAUUAUUUUACUAG
Messenger RNA from Schistosoma guineensis, 471 nucleotides. The record is from the annotation of a GenBank genome assembly. Lineage: Eukaryota; Metazoa; Platyhelminthes; Trematoda; Strigeidida; Schistosomatidae.